This is a messenger RNA of Aaosphaeria arxii CBS 175.79, 2155 nucleotides long. RefSeq names its product 3-oxoacid CoA-transferase. The record is from RefSeq and is a predicted model, not a curated record. The coding region runs from base 318 to 1958 and encodes 546 amino acids. Gene Ontology annotation, biological process: ketone body catabolic process. Gene Ontology annotation, molecular function: succinyl-CoA:3-oxo-acid CoA-transferase activity. NCBI's taxonomy places the organism in Eukaryota, Fungi, Ascomycota, Dothideomycetes, Pleosporales. The transcript has 2 exons.
UCAUCUGUUGCCGGCCUCGGUGAUAAAAGUAAUGUGCGAAUUGCGCCCCUCUUCGGAGCUACUUUUGAUGCCGAAAGAGCUCCCCACUUUGUGUUUGACCCAUCUGUACCCUGUCCAAGCUUCAUUCGUGCGUCACUGCGCAGGAACACACAACUAGCACCUGCACUCAAUUUCUAUGUACGAGUAGGAUCCGACAAGCUUCGCCGUUGCCGCAUUUCCGACAAUUCCCGGAGAUAAACCAGGACGUGCUUCGAUUUUUUAAAUAUCCAAAGAUCCCCAGAAGUGCUCAUCAUUCUGUUGAUUCAAUUUUGCCCAACAUGGAGCGUUUACCAACAGCGACCCGCCUCCUCAUCACCUCCCUACCAUCGCGAGUGUGUACACACCAGGCCGUCCGACCACGAUUACGGCCCACAGCAACAAUUAGCACACAUUGGAGAGCUCCGCGACAAAAGAGAUUCAUCAGCGCUCCCUCCUCAGCCUCAAGUGCACCCACAAUCGACCGCUCUGCGUCCAAACUUUUCAAGUCUGCCGACGAGGCAGUCGCCGAUAUUCGGUCCGGGUCCACGGUUCUCAGCGCGGGCUUUGGUCUCUGCGGUAUCGCCGAAACACUGAUCAGAGCCAUUCGCGACAGAGGACCAUCGCUGCACUCUUUGACUGCUGUCUCCAACAAUGCUGGCAUUGAAGGUGUUGGUGGUCUCGCUCUUCUCACCAAUACCGGACAGGUCAAUAAACUUAUUCUCAGUUUUCUGGGCAACAACAAGGCAUUGGAGAAGCAGUACUUGAGCGGAAAGAUCACAAUCGAGCUAUGUCCACAGGGAACUUUGGCCGAGAGGAUACGGGCCGCCGGUGCAGGCAUUCCCGCGUUCUACACUCCUACCGCUGUAAACACGCUGUUGCAAGACGGAAAGAUUCCGGCUCAGUUUGACAGUGAGGGUAAUGUGAUCGGCUAUGGUUCACCACGAGAAGUCAGGGAGUUCAAUGGCCGGAAAUACCUUAUGGAGAAGGCUCUCGAGGGUGAUGUUGCAAUUAUUCGUGCUUGGAAAGCGGAUGAGGCGGGAAACUGUGUAUUCCGAUAUACCACCAAAGCCUUCGGUCCCAUAAUGGCCAAAGCGGCCCGCCUGACCAUCGUGGAAGCUGAGGAAAUCGUCCCCGUCGGUGGUCUCAAGCCCGACGAAAUCGACCUUCCAGGAAUCUUCGUGGACCGCAUUGUUCCCGCAACGGUCGAAAAGAAUAUCGAGAUAAAGAAGACCCGGGAUCCCAAGAACGACGGCAAAGUGUCGGAACCUAACGAGGCCGCCGCGCGACGCAACCGCAUCGCACGUCGCGCAGCGAAGGAGCUUAAGCAAGGCUACUACGUCAACCUCGGCGUGGGCAUUCCUACCAUGGCUGCUACAUUCGUACCGGAGGGCCGCACCGUCUGGCUACAGAGCGAGAACGGAAUCUUGGGCAUGGGCCCGCACCCUACAGAGGAAGAAGUAGACGCAGACAUCAUCAACGCAGGCAAGGAGACCGUCACGCUCCUCCCUGGCGCCUCGACCUUCGACUCCGCAGAGUCGUUUGGCAUGAUCCGCGGCGGCCACGUCGACGUCAGCAUACUCGGCGCGCUGCAAGUUUCUGCUUCAGGAGAUCUCGCCAAUUACAUGGUUCCCGGCAAGGUGUUCAAGGGCAUGGGCGGUGCCAUGGACCUCGUCGGCAGCCCCGAUGCCACCAAGGUCGUUGUGGCCACCGAGCACAUCGCGAAGGACGGAACACCCAAGAUCGUACAGGAGUGCAAAUUGCCUCUCACUGGCGCCCGCUGCGUAAGCACUAUCAUCACUGAUAUGUGUGUGUUCGACGUCGAUAGGAAGAACGGCGGACUAACGCUAAUCGAAACCGCACCGGGCGUCUCGGUCGACGAUAUUAGGGCGAAGACUGGAGCCGCGUUCGAGGUUUCGAAGUAUUUGAAGGACAUGGAAUAAAUCUGGUAUAGAUCGUACUUUUUGUAUAUUGAAGGCGUUUCUUUGCAUCUGUGUUGCUGGGUUGGACAUCCAUCAGAGCGUUAUUCUGGUUCAUAGAACUCAGUGACUGGGCCGAAAGAGGCUUGAUUGUAGAUAAACCGUUUUUCGAUACCGUAAAUUUUCAAAUCUUGUUUCUUAUUCGAAUCGCAUGAAGCCUG